CGAUCACGGCCAAAAUGUAUUUAAAAAAAAGAAAGCUAUGAUAAUUGUCAUCGCCAUCACGCGGUUCGUCCGUGAGCAUGUACUGUUCGCGUGGAGCAAUGCGACGACAAUUGAGUUUGAGACGAUCCGAGGUUCAAUCAUCAGUCACAAUAGCACUCCUGUUCAUCCUUCGGGGUGCCUUCGGCCCACCAAUUUGGAGCGAUUUGCUGUCCGCCAUGUGGAAAGCAGGCAAAUGGCGUUGGUGUCGAGCGCCCGAAGGUUCAUCCUACUCGACCACCGCAGCACAAGGGUGUCUGCUUAGGAUCCAUGGGGAACCACAGCUUGCCUCUCGGUAUCCGUGUCCGUUCUCAGAGUCUUACCCGUCUCAUUCAUCAAUUUGCUUCCUCUUGAAGAAAUCAGCACUCGUCUCCGUCAAAUAUGAAGAUCUUCGCGCACUCUUUCGCCGUUGUCGCCCUCCUCGUUGCUGCAGUAAACGGGUUCGACGUUUACCAAAACGACUACACCCAGCAAUCUGAGGCGAGCGAGGUGGGCCAGGUGUCUCCGGCGAGCCAAGUGAGCGAUGAUUCCCCGAGUCAGGUGGACCCGGUGCAGCAAGAUAACGGCUGUACGCUGUCUGGUAGCUACGUGCAGGGUACCAACGUCUCGCAUUGCAACACUGUUAUCAUUGACUCGCUUUCCGUGCCCGCUGGUGUGACGCUCGACCUGUCCAACUUGACGAGUGGUGCUCACAUUCAUUUCCAGGGCACCACGACAUUCGGCCAAAAGCUUUGGGAUGGCCCGCUUUUGAAGCUAAAGGGAACCGACCUCUCAGUCACCGGUCCCGGCACUCUGGAUGGCCAGGGAUCCUGGUAUUGGCCGCACGGACAAAACGUCACUAAGCCCGUCUUCUUCAAAAUGAAUCGCGUCAUCAACUCGACGCUCUCGGGAUUCAACUUAAUCAACGUUCCCUACCGCACCUUCAGUAUUGGCAACUCGAACUACACGACCAUCACUGGACUCACGCUGAACUCCACCGCGGGUAACGGCAUCGCGAAGAACACGGACGGCUUUGAUCUCAGCAAGAAUGACCACUUCACCAUCACUGGCAACCGGAUCUACAACCAGGAUGACUGUCUUGCCAUGCAGUCCAGUACGAACACGGUCUUCAGUAACAACUACUGUAGCGGUGGUCACGGUAUUUCGAUCGGCUCUUUGGGUGGUGACAAGCAGGACUCGUCAACCACAGUAGCAGGUCUUCUGGUCAAGGGCAACACGAUCGUGAAUAGUGAUAACGGUAUCCGAAUCAAGACUAUCAUCGGACUUCAGGGGUUGGUUACGGACGCUUCGUACAUUGACAACAAGCUGGUCAACGUCAAGAAUGCAAUUGUCAUGCAUUCAGACUACAACAAAACCAAGGGCGGGUACUCUGGGAUUCCCACUAGCCUUGUUAACAUCACGAACAUCAAGAUCGACGGGCUGUCUGGAUCCGCAACGAACCUCUACGACGUUGUGGUGAACCCGGACGUGGUGUCCAACUGGGAAUUCAAUAACAUCGCCGUGAACGCCACGAACGUCGGUCAAUGCAAUGGCGGACCGAGCAACGUACAGUGCUAAUGCAACGAACCCCUUUCGAGCAUGUAUCCAUGGGUUUUUGCCGUAAACAAUCAUGCCAUGGGUGUCCAAAUUCCGGGCCAAAGAGGGGCUAAAGAAUUUUCGCAUUGGCCAACGGAACACAACGAACUGGUGGCAAUAAGAAAUGAAAAAGAAUUGUCAAUCUCUUGGCUCCUAAAGGAUGAUUCAUAUUUUCCUAGUACAUCCGUGAAGCAACGUGGAGCGCAAGAACAUUGUGCCUAGUAAAUGAACCUAUCUACAUACGACGGACGGUGAC
This is a messenger RNA of Phytophthora nicotianae INRA-310, 1867 nucleotides long. RefSeq lists its product as hypothetical. The record is from RefSeq and is a predicted model, not a curated record. Gene Ontology annotation, biological process: pectin catabolic process. Gene Ontology annotation, molecular function: polygalacturonase activity. Gene Ontology annotation, cellular component: extracellular region. The transcript is spliced from 2 exons. Bases 418 to 1593 code for a protein of 391 amino acids. Lineage: Eukaryota; Oomycota; Peronosporomycetes; Peronosporales; Peronosporaceae.